AUGAAGGCACUGUGCGAGGUGGACAUGGGAGUUCUCACAAGUGACAAUGUUGAGGUUAUCCAAGAAGAGAUCGGUAAGCUGCCACAGUUGCAUGUUCUAAGUAUUCGAAUCAGUAACAAUAAGAUACAAACUGAAGAGCUCAAAGACGAGUUAUGGCAUAAACUUGCCUCCUUCCUGAGCAACACAUGCGCUCUCCAAUCACUCAAUCUGGAAUGCUGGGAGUAUGGUCAAGCUCUUUCUACUGGCAGUGUGGAGUUUCUGCAUUACGUCUCCCGGCCUCCGUCACUGCUCCAAUACCUUAGUAUUUGUGGGAGCAUUAAGGAACUGCCCGAAUGGGUCUCAUCACUCACAUACCUCACAAAGUUUGAAGCGGAAUGGACAGAAGUUGAUGGCAACCAGUUAUUUCAUGUCCUGUGUAAGUUGCCCAACCUGCAGACCGUCAAACUGAAGCGAGUUGAGUGCAAAGACGGAGAACUAGUUGCACGCCUUGAACAAAGCUUCCCGGUGCUUAGGAUCCUGGAGGUGUUAUACUGUCCCACCUUGACAAAGUUCACAUUCGAGGAAGGAUCAAUGACAAAGCUCGAGACACUUGUAUUGGACUUUCAUAAUGAGGAGAUGAGCCUUGCUGGAGUCGAGAACUUGGAGAACCUUAAAGAGGUCAAGCUCCGUGGUAGGAAAGGUAACCCGGCAAUGGAACGUGCAGUGGAGCAGCUCAAGACUCACCCCAAGUCCAAUCAGAUCAAAGUGGUAGCGGACUGGUGGUGAGGUGCGCCUCUUAAUUAGGAACUGCUGCUCCUGUACGUUUUCUACGGCCUUAAUUAGUGCGCUUUUCCUUUGAACUGCAUAUGUCUGUGUUUCCUAGCUAAAUUCUGCCCAGGGCUCAGGCUCGAUCCAGCACUUGGUUAUCCUAUUGAUUUUCAUGUGUGGGAAGUGGAGUGCCAAAUAAAACAGCUUGUAAGAAGCAUGAGUGCUAUGUAUAUGUAUAUGUGUAUUUCGCAUGAUUUAUAAAAUGCCUCUUACUCUUCA
Triticum urartu is the source of this 1026-nucleotide messenger RNA. Lineage: Eukaryota; Viridiplantae; Streptophyta; Magnoliopsida; Poales; Poaceae. The record is from RefSeq and is a predicted model, not a curated record.